AUGUCUCUGCGGCCGAGCUUUCGCAACGCCUGCCAGGCGCUUGCGCUGCGCUCCCGACCCUUGGCCCUUCGACAGGAGCCUUUCGCCUGGACUGCGCCGAGGCGAGGAUAUGCGGACGAAUCCAGCCAGAUCCCGCCGUUGAGGAAAUCCAAAGCUGCCUCAGAGGUAUCCAAGGCAUCGGCGGCUGCCAAUGCCCAGUCCUCAGCAGGAAAGCAGGCGGAUGCGAACGAGGCGUGGUCAAAAAUAGACGCCGCUGCUGCGAGAGAGGAGCUCGCAUCGGCCGCGAGAGGACAAGCCGGACUCAAAGGUGGCCUCACCGAGGCCCAGGAAGAAGCGCUCUUCCGCGAUGGCGCCAUCCCUCCUACGCCUGCGAAUGGCGACCCCCUUCGCCAGCUCGAGAUUCUGGCUCAGGGCGGAAUUGUUUCAGACCUCGAGGGAGCUAGCGAGUUGGAUCUCCAGCCGGCGCCUGUUGGACACAAGUUCCCCUUGCCCAAUCUCCCUCUCCCGCCGCAAAGCCACCUUAAGUCCCGGUAUCACCCCGUGCUCGACCAAGUAACCAACCUGAUGAUGCGUGACGGAAAGAAGAGUUUGGCGCAAAGGAACAUGGCCAUGGUCCUCAACUUUCUCCGAACCUCUCCUCCCCCGAUCAUCAACCCGCGAUACCCACUGCUCCCCGGCGCGCCCCCGGCCGCCCAUCUCCCACUCAACCCCGUGCUAUACCUGACCCUUGCCAUCGACUCGGUUGCACCCCUCGUCAAGAUCCGCCGCAUUGCCGGUGGUGCUGGUGGUGGUCGCCCCCUUGAGCUGCCCGCACCCCUGGCUGUGCGUCAGAGAAGACGUGCGGCGUUCCAGUGGAUUCUGGACGUUGUUGAGAAGAAGCCUUCCAAGGGUUCUGGUCGGACGCAGUUCGCCCACCGGGUGGCCGAGGAGAUCAUCGCCGUUGUUGAGGGAAGGUCACCUGUGUGGGAUAAGCGGUUGGCUUUGCACAAGCUGGGUACGGCCACCCGUGCCAACUUGACUGUCAAGCCGGUUAAGGCGCAUUAA
Messenger RNA from Colletotrichum truncatum, 1044 nucleotides. RefSeq names its product mitochondrial 37S ribosomal protein uS7m. Gene Ontology annotation, biological process: translation; ribosomal small subunit assembly. Gene Ontology annotation, cellular component: ribosome; mitochondrial small ribosomal subunit. The record is from RefSeq and is a predicted model, not a curated record. Lineage: Eukaryota; Fungi; Ascomycota; Sordariomycetes; Glomerellales; Glomerellaceae. Gene Ontology annotation, molecular function: mRNA binding; structural constituent of ribosome; rRNA binding.